This is a messenger RNA of Myotis davidii, 970 nucleotides long. RefSeq names its product olfactory receptor 5M3. Gene Ontology annotation, biological process: sensory perception of smell; G protein-coupled receptor signaling pathway. Gene Ontology annotation, cellular component: membrane. Gene Ontology annotation, molecular function: odorant binding; G protein-coupled receptor activity; olfactory receptor activity. The coding region runs from base 17 to 970 and encodes 317 amino acids. The record is from RefSeq and is a predicted model, not a curated record. Lineage: Eukaryota; Metazoa; Chordata; Mammalia; Chiroptera; Vespertilionidae. The transcript is spliced from 2 exons.
ACCUAGAAGUGAGAAAAUGCUCAAUUUCACCGAUGUGAAAGAGUUUAUUCUUUUGGGACUAACUAGUCAUCGGGAAUGGCAAGUUCUUUUCUUCAUCAUUUUUCUUGUGGUCUAUAUUAUCACCUUAGUGGGCAAUAUUGGCAUGAUCAUGUUAAUCAAGGUCAGUCCACAGCUCAAUAGCCCCAUGUACUUUUUUCUCAGUCAUCUGUCAUUCGUUGACGUGUGGUUUUCUUCCAAUGUCACCCCUAAAAUGUUGGAAAACCUGUUAUCAGAGACAAAAACUAUUUCUUACACUGGCUGUCUGGUACAGUGUUUCCUCUUCAUUGCCCUUGUCCAUGUAGACAUUUUUAUCCUUGCUGUGAUGGCCUUUGAUAGGUACAUGGCAAUUGGGAAACAUCUGCUCUAUGGCAGCAGAAUGUCAAGGGUUGUCUGUAUUCGACUGAUCUCUUUUCCUUACAUAUAUGGUUUUCUGACUAGUCUGGCAGCAACAUUAUGGACUUAUGGCUUGUACUUCUGUGGAAAAAUUGAGAUCAACCACUUCUACUGUGCAGACCCGCCUCUUAUCAAAAUGGCUUGUGCUGGGACCUUUGUCAAAGAAUAUACCAUGAUCAUUCUUGCAGGCAUUAACUUCACCUAUUCCCUGACUGUGGUUAUCAUUUCCUAUCUGUUCAUUCUCAUUGCCAUCCUACGGAUUCACUCAGCAGAAGGGAGGAAGAAGGCCUUCUCCACCUGUGGGUCCCACUUGACAGUGGUCAUCAUAUUUUAUGGGACUCUUAUUUUCAUGUAUCUCAGACGUCCCACAGAGGAGUCCGUGGAACAGGGGAUUUUCAUGUAUCUCAGACGGGAAAAGGUGGCUGUGUUUUACACCACAGUGAUCCCUAUGUUGAACCCCAUGAUCUACAGUUUGAGGAACAAGGAUGUUAAAGAAGCCACAAGCAAAGUGAUGAGCAGAAUAUGUGUAACUGAAUAA